Messenger RNA from Striga hermonthica, 585 nucleotides. The record is from the annotation of a GenBank genome assembly. Lineage: Eukaryota; Viridiplantae; Streptophyta; Magnoliopsida; Lamiales; Orobanchaceae.
AUGGGAACAACAACUGUGAUCGACUCACAUUUCUUGGCCCUCACUGCAAUUGUAACUGUUGCUUAUCAAUCGAUCUUCUUCGUCGUCACCGCUCUUCUUAGGUUCGACAAGGUCACCGACUUUGCAGGCAGCACAAAUUUUGUUAUACUUGCGGUGUUGACCUUGGCUGUGAAGGGAUCAUGGCAUUUUCGACAGGUGGUUUUGUCUGCACUCGUAGUCAUCUGGGGUCUUCGUCUAGGGCUGUUUCUAUUAAUGAGGAUACUGCGCUGGGGUGAGGACCGUCGGUUUGACGAAAUGCGCGAUAAUUUGGGGAAAUUGGCUGUUUUUUGGGUUUUUCAGGCUGUGUGGGUAUGGACUGUGAGUUUACCUGUGACAGUUGUUAACGCAAGUGAUCGAGACCCGUCUAUUCAAGUUGUGGAUGUCAUCGGGUGGAUAAUGUGGGCUUUAGGCAUUUUCGUUGAAGCAACAGCUGACCAGCAAAAAUUAACAUUUAAGAAUUCAGCAGAGAAUAGAGGGAAAUGGUGCAAUGUUGGACUCUGGAAGUUUUCUCGCCAUCCCAAUUACUUCGGCGAGGUUUAUGUUUAG